This is a messenger RNA of Calliphora vicina (urban bluebottle blowfly), 1689 nucleotides long. RefSeq names its product pickpocket protein 28-like. Gene Ontology annotation, cellular component: plasma membrane. The transcript has 9 exons. Gene Ontology annotation, biological process: sodium ion transmembrane transport. Lineage: Eukaryota; Metazoa; Arthropoda; Insecta; Diptera; Calliphoridae. The record is from RefSeq and is a predicted model, not a curated record. Bases 1 to 1689 code for a protein of 562 amino acids. Gene Ontology annotation, molecular function: ligand-gated sodium channel activity.
AUGGAAACAAAUAUACCUAGUGAGAAACCAAAAGCUAAAUUACUGCCAGUCCAUAUAUAUUUUAAAGAAAAUCUUAAAAGAUUUUUAAUAGAAACCUCCUUAAACGGUUUAAAGUACAUAGAAGAUGUACAUCGUAAUAUAUGGGAAAGGGGUUAUUAUUUGAUAUCAUUUUCAAUUGUUUUCACCGCUGGCUUAUAUAUGGCCAUUUAUUUCCUACAAAAAUGGCAAAAUACUCCGGUUAUUAUAAGCAUGAGUCCCAAAGCCACUUCUAUACAAGAUGUACCUUUUCCGGCCGUAACAUUUUGCAAUAUGAAUCAGGCAUUGGCCAGUAGAGUUGAGGAUAUAGUACCAGACACCCCUGCCUAUGCCAUGUUGCAGAAAAUAUGUUUCCAAAAAUACAAUUAUUCACGCUACCAAAAUUUUAAGCCUCGUUUUAAGGGAGAUAAUUUGGUGCAUUUUAUUUUAAAGAACACCCAAAGCUGCAGUAACAUGAUUAUCUAUUGCAAAUUUGGUCCCAAUGAGGAGACCUGUACGGAUCUAUUUCGGGAGAUAUUGUUGGAUGAGGGCAUUUGUUGUGUUUUCAAUCAGCUGCAUCCAUUUUUUUUGUAUAAAGGAGAUUAUGAAUUUAUUCGAGAUUAUACUUCUUCGAAUGGUCGUACUAGUAUUCCGGUAAAUUGGAAUUUGGAAGAAGGUUAUGAGGAUCAUGAUCAUUUGCCUAAAAGUUAUUAUCCCAGGAGAGCAGCAGGUUCCGGAGUUUCGAUGGGACUAACCGUAGUUUUGAAUGCCGAAUUAGAUGAGUACUUUUGUUCUUCAACAAAUGGACCUGGCUUUAAAGUCUUGCUCUACAAUCCUGUCGAUGCACCUCACAUGAAAGAAACCGGUCUGCCCAUAAUGCUGGGCCACCAGACUCGUGUACGCAUUAAUCCCAAACGCAUGGAAUCUCUAUCGUCGUUGCGCAGCACCAACCCCAAAGACAGACAAUGCUACUUUUCCAGCGAGAAAACCCUACUCUAUUUCAAAUACUACACCCGACGUAACUGUGAAAUGGAAUGUGAUUCUAAGCAAAUGUUGCGUCGCUGCAAAUGUGUACCAUAUCAUAUGCCGAAAAUAUAUCCCAAUGCUACCACAUGUUUUCUUAAUGAAAUGGAUUGUGUUUUUGAAACUGAACGCUUAAUAUUGGAUCCGGGGAAUUUAAAGUGUAAAGAGGAUUGUUUGUCGGGCUGUCAUGAUCUGUCAUACUAUCCCGAUAUGUUUGUUACACCGCUGGCUUCUAGGGAUUUCAAUUUACAAGAUCCAUUCUUUCGUAAUAUUUCGAAGGAGGUAAUGCAUAAAAAUUUGGCUCUGGUACAAAUCUAUUAUAGAGAUAAUUUUUUCCGGGGUAAUACCAAGGUGCCAUAUACCGGUUUUACUGAGUUUUUAUCCCAAACUGGUGGUGUUAUGAGUUUAAUGGUGGGUUUCAGUGUUAUUUCUAUAGCUGAAAUGUUCUACUUUAUUUUCUUAAAACCUUUUUUCGAUAUAUUCAAAAGAAGAAAUCCUUUGUUAUUGGAGGCUAAAGAUGAUAAAGAUAAAGAUGUUUCUCCAAAUAAGCUACAUCAUCAAAUGUUGUUUAAACGCCGCAAAAACAUUAAUAAUCGUGUUAUGAAUUGGAAUAGUAAUGAAUUGCAAAAAUAUCGCAAUGAAACAUAUUAA